AUGAUUCCAGUGCGGCUGAUCUCAGCUUUGAUGGUGGCGUGUGGUUGCAGCGUGCUCGCGGACGCAAUGCAAGCAAACUUCACUCUGGAUAAUGACAUUCAGUCCAGCUUCAUCCAGCGGCGGCUGAAGAGUCAGGAGCGCAGGGAGAUGCAGCGGGAGAUCCUCUCCAUCCUCGGGCUGCCGCACCGGCCCCGUCCGCUCCUGCACGAGAGACACACCGCAGCUCCCAUGUACAUGUUUGAUCUGUAUAACGCCAUCCUGGAGGACGGAGAUCAGCGCAGAGGGGUCGUGCACUCUUAUAAACCGGUGUACACGACCCCGGGACCCCCGAUGGUGACCCAACAGGACAGUAGCUUUCUCAGUGAUGUCGACAUGGUGAUGAGCUUUGUCAAUCUGGGCAUUUGGCUGGGAUGGGGUGAGUGCCACAGGGAGCUGUACCUGCUAGACUCGCAAGUGGUAUGGGCGGCAGAAGAGGGAUGGCUGGUAUUUGACCUCACGGUCACCAGUAACCACUGGGUUAUAAACCCAGGUCAGAACUUGGGACUGCAGCUCUCUCUGGAAACGGCACACGGUGAAAGAAUGAACCCAAGGAGAGCAGGUCUGGUGGGCAGCCGUGGACCUCAGAAUAAGCAGCCAUUUAUGGUGGCAUUUUUGAAAGCGUCAGGAAUCCAUCUCCGCAGUGUUCGCUCAGCAUCAGGAAACAAACAGAGGGGUCACCACCGCUCUAAAAACCCCAAACCGGGUGUUGCACCCAGCCAGGUGGCUUUGAAGACAGCUGAGUCUGCAGAGGGUGCCAGCGUAGACCCCAAACAGGGCUGCAAGAAGCAUGAACUGUAUGUCAGCUUCAGAGAUCUGGGAUGGCAGGACUGGAUCAUUGCUCCAGAGGGUUACGCUGCAUACUACUGUGAGGGAGAAUGUGUGUUCCCCUUGAACUCUUUUAUGAAUGCCACAAACCAUGCUAUUGUACAGACACUGGUCCAUUUCAUAAACCCAGAAACAGUCCCGAAGCCCUGCUGUGCUCCAACGCAGUUACACGGAAUCUCCGUUUUGUACUUCGAUGACAGUUCCAACGUAAUAUUGAAAAAGUACCGCAACAUGGUCGUCAGAGCCUGCGGAUGCCACUAA
Sinocyclocheilus grahami is the source of this 1125-nucleotide messenger RNA. Its product is annotated as bone morphogenetic protein 7-like. The record is from RefSeq and is a predicted model, not a curated record. The coding region runs from base 1 to 1125 and encodes 374 amino acids. Gene Ontology annotation, biological process: BMP signaling pathway. Gene Ontology annotation, cellular component: extracellular region. Gene Ontology annotation, molecular function: growth factor activity; cytokine activity. Lineage: Eukaryota; Metazoa; Chordata; Actinopteri; Cypriniformes; Cyprinidae. The transcript is spliced from 7 exons.